Cololabis saira (Pacific saury) is the source of this 1133-nucleotide messenger RNA. RefSeq names its product adhesion G-protein coupled receptor G7-like. Bases 1 to 1119 code for a protein of 372 amino acids. Gene Ontology annotation, molecular function: G protein-coupled receptor activity. NCBI's taxonomy places the organism in Eukaryota, Metazoa, Chordata, Actinopteri, Beloniformes, Belonidae. The transcript is spliced from 7 exons. The record is from RefSeq and is a predicted model, not a curated record. Gene Ontology annotation, cellular component: membrane. Gene Ontology annotation, biological process: cell surface receptor signaling pathway; G protein-coupled receptor signaling pathway.
AUGGGUCAGCUGUUCCCAGGACAGCCCACCCCCCCCAAGUUGACCGUGACCUUGGACAAGCUCGCCUUGAACCUCAGCCUCAACAGCAACGAGUCUCAGUCUCAGGUGGUUCAGCAGAACCUGGCGGUCCAGUCGGCCCAGAUCCGGACCGGGGACUCCCGGGGAGUCCAGUUCACCUCCUUCUCAGGAAGUACCGGGAACUUCGUGGCCGACCGGAUCCAGCUGAACACGAGCGCCGACGGGAUCAACGUCCAGCCCGGGUUCGUUCCUGAAGCGCUGGUUUACAUUCGAUUCCCAGAACCAGCUAGCCGUCUGAAUCCCACCAACGUGUCUCUGGGCUUCGUUCUGUAUAAAAGCGACCGGUUCUUCCGGUCCCAGCUCUACAGCAGAACCAGUCAGGAGAACCGGGCCUCCAUCAGGGUUCUGUCGGCCAGCGUCGUGGGUCAGGAACGGACCGUGGUUCCUCAACACGUGGAGCUGGAGUUCCGACCAGACCUGAACGAUGCGUUUCUGCACGACUUCGCCUGCGUUUUCUGGGACUACGGUCUGCAGGACUGGAGCACGGCCGGCUGCUCCAAGGGAAACGCCUCCGACGGCGUCCUGCGCUGCUUCUGCAACCACACCACCAACUUCGCCGCUCUCUGGUCUUUCAGGACCAAAUACAACUACGCAGUAGCCCUGGACAUUUUCUCCAAGGUGGGAUUGUCCUUCUCCAUCGCAGGGUUGGUGGUUUCCAUCAUUCACCACGUCAGAGAAAACUUCCUGAUUGGCCGUCAGCGCCAGACCAACAUCAACGCGCCGCUAGCGCUGCUCUGCAUCUACGUUAGCCUGCUAGCCUUCAUCGUCAUCUUCCUGGCCGGGGCCCGGAACCACCAGGACCCGGUCCGGACCGUUCCCACCGAGAACCGGAUCCCGGCCCUGGACCACCACGUGGACCCGGACGGCGGCGCCUGCACGGCGGUGGCGGCGCUGCUGCACUUCUUCCUGCUAGCCACCUUCGCCUGGAACGCUACGUACGCUACGCAGCUGGUGCUGCUGGUCCGGUCCAUGCGCCGCAGCCUGCCGCCCUAUUGGACCUCGCUGAGCCUGGUAGUGGGCUGGGGUAUGACAUCACCGUGACAUCACCGUGACAU